UCAGUGUUACGAAGCGCUUGUAAUCAAGUGAAAGUGGGCGAAAAAUUGUAAAAUAAAAUGGAAUUGUCUCAAUCAGUUUUGGAUGGGUUGGCAGUUGCUGGAGAGAGCUCUCAAAUACCAGAUAAAAGUUAUAAAGUUUUGGUUACGCGAGCAUUUGAUGGAGUUCUGGAUGAAAGGCACAGAAACCUCAUCGCCAAGGAUCCAUCCUUUCGAGAAUUAGACCAGGCUGUUGUGAAGGAAACAUAUUCAUCAAUGGUUACCUUGGUUACUGAAGCAACAAAACAUGAUCUAGAUAACAAUUCUAUCAGUUCAGUGUUGGAGGAAUGCAAAUAUGCCAGUGAUAGGAUAGAAACAUUUAACAAAGUUUAUAAUACAAAGAAACCAUUGAUGCAAAUUUUAUUAAGCAGUGUAGGAACGUGUCCCCCACACAUAGUUGAUGUUGACUGGAGAUUAGAUUACUAUAUUAAAAAUAAUCAUCUAGAGCGGGUCAACGAGGCUGUGUAUCUUGUAACAUUAAAGACAGAGGUGCCAGGAUGUUCGGAGUUGAAAGAUGUUCAAUUUUCAUGUACUCAAGAACAACUUCAGGAUAUGGUAGGAAAAUUAAAAGAUGCAUGUAAAUGUCUAGAGAAAGCCAGCCAAAUGUGAAAGAACAUUUUAUAUCAAGGGACCAACACAAGUGAUAAUUGCAUGUGAAACAUCACAGCUUGUAUAUGCUCAUUUUAUUAUUAACAUAUUAAAGUGGCAUGCCCCCAGAUAAGUUUAAUAAGUCAUUAAAACAAAAUCAAAUGAGGUUUAUGAAUUAUAUAAAGACUCCAAAUUUACUGGUGAAAUUUUUUAGUGUACUUGUGCAACGUUUACACAAAAUGUUAGCAGAGAAUUUAUUAUUUCUAUCGUCAAGAUUUUCAAGAGGAAUUCCUGUAUGCUUUUACAAAUAAGAGAAAAGCAGUAAUGGUUAGUUCCGGAAAGUAGACAUGAAAACUUUUAUCAUAAUAAAGCUUAUAUGAGUAUGGUUAAAAUUCAUCAAAUUUUAAAAAUUUCAAAUGAUAAUAGUGGCUGAGAGUUUGCCUCUCAUCAGAAUUGCAACCACUGUUUAUCCCUGCAUGAUCGUAAGAGGCAACUAAAUGGGUUCAAAUUACUGGAAUCUAUGCAUCUCAGGUGAGGUGGUUUUGACCCUUAGUAAAUGUCAUCUUUCCAGUUUCUGCACCAUGUGACCUAAAUUGUGUUGGUGUGCUGUAAAACCAGGCAAAACAAUGUUAGAAAAGUAUUUUUAUAUAAUGAAAAUCUGAAGGAAUGCUGCUUUACAACUUACAGACAUGUCAGAUGACAACUUUGUCUAAAAAAUGAUUAUAUGUUUGUAAUAUAAGUGACCAGAAUGACAGAUAAACAAAAUAUAUUUGAUAAGAGGUUUCUAUAGUGUGACACAUAAUUACACAUAAUUUUCAAGUGACAUACAGCCAGUAUUUUUAAACUACUUUAUACACAGAUAACUAAUAUGAGGUUACAAAAUGAUGUUAUGUGUUUUCCAUUUGAUUUAACCAUUGUGCAUUUCUUUAUUGUUUAUAUUACUUGCAUGUAAUAUAACAUUGUUGCAACUCAAUAUUUUCCUUUACAUUUCAUAAAGAAAAUAGCAUACCAAAACAAUUCAUAUAUUGCAAUACAUUAGGAAGAGUAGAAACACACCUUUCUUCCAUUUGUAUUGAAAUUAGAUUUAUAAAAAUAGUGAUUGUACUAGAAAUAUUAUUUGAAGCUAUUACUAAGUGUUUAGAAUAUUUGUGCUUUAGGUUUACAAGGAUUAUUUGUAAAUACAUUUGUAAAUCUCCAUGAAUGUAGAAUUUUAAAUGUAACUCUAAUUUGCUUGUAUAUGAAAUGUGCAAUAUUUGUUAUAUAAUUGAAAUAUUUGUUGAUUUUGAUGAUUUGAUUAUUAAAUAAUACUUUUUAUAUGAAAAUAA
Ruditapes philippinarum (Manila clam) is the source of this 1949-nucleotide messenger RNA. RefSeq names its product COMM domain-containing protein 3-like. NCBI's taxonomy places the organism in Eukaryota, Metazoa, Mollusca, Bivalvia, Venerida, Veneridae. The transcript is spliced from 8 exons. The record is from RefSeq and is a predicted model, not a curated record. Gene Ontology annotation, biological process: sodium ion transport. The coding region runs from base 58 to 645 and encodes 195 amino acids.